This is a messenger RNA of Colossoma macropomum (tambaqui), 2096 nucleotides long. It is a transcript of the gene sdf2, whose product is annotated as stromal cell-derived factor 2. The record is from RefSeq and is a predicted model, not a curated record. Lineage: Eukaryota; Metazoa; Chordata; Actinopteri; Characiformes; Serrasalmidae.
UGAGUAGUUUACGGUGAGGGCAGGCUAAUGACAGUCCAAACGGUAGUGAUUAAAUUAUAGCUGCAUCAAGCAGUAUCAAAGGCAACCGAAAUUUAACGACGAAGCGAAGAGAGUGUGGAAGGAACAUGUUCCUGUUUACCGAUUCUCCAAACCACGGGUGGGCGCUUUACUCCAGCUGCGUGUUUCUUCUUCACUCUUCUCUGUUAACGUAGUCCUGCGUUACUGUCUGGUAUUAUGGCAGCGGCUAACUCUGUUCUUUCUUUGGCCUCUUUGUGCCUUUCGGUUUUAUUGUCAUGUAUGUGUAACUUCUCUUUGGGAUCAGAAAUAAGUUUUGUCACUUGUGGUUCGGUCGUCAAGCUGCUUAACGUGAAGCACAACGUAAGACUACAUUCUCACGAUGUCCGGUAUGGCUCCGGUAGUGGCCAGCAGUCAGUGACUGGAGUCACCACAGUAGAGGACAGCAACAGUUACUGGAGUGUCCGUGGCACCAGUGGAGCAACAUGUCAUCGAGGGACUCCUGUGAAAUGUGGGCAAAACAUAAGGCUCACGCAUGUUAACACAGGCCGAAAUCUGCACAGUCACUACUUUGCAUCUCCACUGUCAUCCAACCAGGAGGUCAGUGCCUUUGGAGAGGAUGGUGAGGGUGACCAUCUUGAUGAGUGGACUGUACUUUGCGGAGGCUCUUUAUGGCAGCGUGAGGAGUCGGUGCGUUUCCGCCACACAGCCACAGAAGCUCUGCUCUCGGUAACAGGCGAGCAGUACGGCAGGCCCAUCCAUGGCCAGAGAGAAGUACACGCCAUGACCAGCUCCAGCCAACACAGUUACUGGAAAGCCAUGGAGGGUAUUUUUAUGAAACCUAGUGAGACAGGACCCAGGGACUUCAGCAGCCCUCCACACACUGAGUUCUGAAUGGUUUCUCUUCAGCAAGCCAUUGCUCUGACAGCGCAGUCGUUAAAGUUGUAUUUCCAUUCUAAGGAGAUUAGGAAUUUUGAUCUGUUACUGAAUUUACAUUCAUAAGAUUGUACCUCAUACCGUUACACUUGAAAUACGAUGACUGCACUACAGUAUGAAGAGAAGAUGGAUGCUCCUGACAAUUUUUUUGUACCACAAAAGACUUUUUUUUUUUUCCCUCAAUGGAUUUGUACUUAAAGGGUCCAUAUCAUGGAAAACCAAAUUGCCCAUCGUGUUUUUGAAAUAAAGAAGUUUAAAGGAAUAUCUAAACAUUGGUACAUUUGAAAAUUUUAACAUUCACUGGCUAGUCUAUAUGGUCCAUAUCUGGAAGCUAUGCUACAAAAUAUGAGGACCAGCUGAUUUUUUUAUAUAUAUAUCCACCUAUUCAGCCUACAGAUGUUUAGCCCCACCUAUCCAGUUCAUUAAAGUGAGUUAAUUAAAUCUUAGUGCUUUUGAAUGAGGCACAAUACAGGGGAGCCAAUCAGAACAAAGAUUUUUUGUUUUAAAUCUUAAAUCAGUCCUAAAUGCACAGUAACAAAAAUGGCCUAAGGGAUAAAGGGGGGUUGAUAAUGGUCAUGUAAAAAUGAAUUAUAACCAUUUUUUGUGCAUAAAACUGAACAAAUGUUAUAAAUGGACCUCAGGGAAAAAAUAAAAAAGUAGGAUAUGGGCCCUUUAAUUUUUCAAAAGCUUAGUAAUUUGUAAAUUACAGGUUAUACAACAGCAGUAACUAGCAUAGUAGGUAAUACCUUAGAAAAUUUUUUUAAUUAAAUAUUUCUACAAAAGCACUGCCAUCUCUUUGCUCUCCACAUGUGAGGCAGUGUAUCUUUUGCUGCCUGGAGUUUUGUUUAUGAGCACUGCCUUCAUUUACAACAGGAACACCAGAAUGGCUGGGUUAUAUUAAACAUGCAGUAUUAUUUGUAUGAUUGUGAUACUACAUAAACCUUCUUAGAAUGUGGUGAGUGGGUUGCUGUAGUUGACAAAGCUGUCUGACAUUUAAGGUGUUGAUUACCGGAUGAAAGCAGUGUCCAUGUCCAGGUAAUGUUAUACCAGCUCACCCAUCAGUAUUCCAAACAGUCCUCCUCUAUUUGACCAUAAUCCCUUUAUUCUUUAUACAGACCAUACAAAUAAAUCAGUUAUGCAUCCAA